Molecule: messenger RNA, 771 nt
Organism: Penicillium cosmopolitanum
Lineage: Eukaryota; Fungi; Ascomycota; Eurotiomycetes; Eurotiales; Aspergillaceae
Product: DUF924 family protein
Exons: 2
Coding region: 1-771 (256 amino acids)
Molecular function (GO): protein binding
Source: RefSeq, a predicted model, not a curated record
AUGGCGAGUAUACCCUCGGAACUGAGAAAGACCCUCACCCCUGCACUCCUCGAUGAGGUCCGCGACUUCUGGUUCUCUCAUUUCAGCAACGAGGAUGCAUUAAUUCUCCCCGGUAUGGAUGAAAUGAUGAAAUGGUUCAAGAAAGACGAGGAAUUCGACAAUGCCUGCGUUGCACAAUUCCAGCCAGCCCUGGAGUCAAUUCUCGCCUCCGGUGCAUCCGCGACGGAUAUUCUUGAUGCCUUUGACUCAAAAUCACCCUUGACCUGGCUCAGCCUGAUAAUCCUGUUGGACCAGGUACCCCGGAACUGCUACCGUGGCGAUAAGUCGAAGCUAGUCUUCGAGCGGUUCGACCCGCUCGCGCAGGAGAUUGCACUGCGUGGCAUCAAAGCCGAUGUGCCCGUUCAGUCCUCUCAUAUGAGAUAUCGCCUCGCGUAUCGCUUCUGGUUCCAUCUUCCCCUGAUGCAUUCAGAGAGCCUUGCUGUUCAUGAGCAGGCCAUUAAGGUCCACGAGGAUACCGCGAGGGACAUGGAAGAGCUCCUGCAGAAGGAUAUCAAAACUCUUGACGAAGAUGAGAAGAUGUGCUACAGUUUUCUCUCUGGUCAGAAGGAUGCUCUUUCGGAAUAUCUCAGUAAUGGGUUGGACUUUGAGAAGAGACAUAAGGUUAUCAUUGAGCGAUUUGGACGGUAUCCUCAUCGGAACCCAGCGAUGGGAAGGGAGCCGACUAAGGAAGAAAUAGACUACCUGGAGAAUGGGGGAGAAACCUUUGGAUAA